GACGCAUCACGCAGGGGUGGGAAAGCCAGAUCCGUGCGCAGGGUUGCUAAGGGUGAAACUUUUCAUUGACUUUGCUCACUUCGGGUCGGGGCGCGGGAAGGUGCUGGUCUUUGGUGGAUCGAAGCCAGUGGCUUGGGAGACGCUGGGCCAGAAGGGCACGAUCGCCUGCCGGCCCCAGCUCGGACCAUCCCCUGCCUCGCGACACAAGCCACGGUCCGCCAUCUCCGCACCGCCGCCGGCCUGGCUGCCCUCCCGUCUUCCGUCCCCCAGCUGCCAAACCCGACGUCCAUAAAAACUGAAAGAAACACUGAGAGUCAUAGCCCAUAGCACCCCCCGACUCGCCACCUCAACGCAGAAAGGACACAUAGACCCCCGGCGUGGCAGCGCCCCGCAGAGAAGGGAGAGCGACCUACGCCCCGCGCCCAGGACCAUCUUGGAGGCAGAAGUCGCCCUGCGGCCGGCAGACUUCCCCACCGCCGCGAAGACCUGAAGCCAUCAGGAGCCCAAGGCUGCCCAGAUUGCAGCUCCUACCACUGCCCUUGGCUUGUGAACGUGUCCUGUGCUCAUUGUCUGCUUAGGGAAGGACCAUGCAGCUGGAGAUCAAAGUGGCCCUGAACUUCAUCAUCUCCUACUUGUACAACAAGCUACCCCGGCGCAGGGCAGACCUAUUUGGGGAGGAGCUAGAGCGGCUCUUGAAAAAGAAAUAUGAAGGCCACUGGUAUCCUGACAAGCCCCUGAAGGGCUCUGGCUUCCGCUGUGUCCACAUCGGGGAGAUGGCAGACCCCGUGGUAGAGCUGGCUGCCAAGCGGAGCGGCCUAGCAGUGGAGGAUGUGCGGGCCAAUGUGCCUGAGGAGCUCAGUGUCUGGAUUGACCCUUUUGAGGUGUCCUACCAGAUCGGGGAGAAGGGAGCAGUGAAAGUCCUAUAUCUGGAUGACAGCGAGGGCUGUGUUGCCCCAGAGCUGGACAAAGAGAUCAAGAGCAGCUUCAACCCUGAUGCCCAGGUCUUUGUGCCCAUUGGCAGCCAAGACAGCUCCCUGUCCAACUCUCCGUCGCCAUCCUUUGGCCAGCCGCCCAGCCCCACCUUCAUCCCCCGCUCUGCCCAGCCCAUCACCUUUACCACUGCCUCCUUCGCUGCCACCAAGUUCGGCUCCACCAAGAUGAAGAAGGGUGGUGGGGCAUCAAGUGGGGGGGGGGUGACCAGCAGUGGGGCAGGUGGCCAGCAGCCCACGCAGCAGCCGCCUCGCGUGUCCCGCUCUCCCACCAAUAGCCUGCUGAAGCACAAGAGCCUCUCCUUGUCUGUGCACUCACUGAACUUCAUCACAGCAAACCCAGCCCCUCAGUCCCAGCUCUCGCCCAAUGCCAAGGAGUUCGUGUACAACGGCGGUGGCCCUCCCAGCCUCUUCUUUGAUGGGGCUGAUGGCCAAGGCAGUGGCACCCCUGCACCCUUUGGGGCCAGUGGGGCGAGCACUUGCAACAGCAGCAGCUUCGACAUGGCCCAGGUAUUUGGAGGCGGCUCCAACAGCCUCUUCCUGGAGAAGACCCCCUUUGUGGAGGGCCUCAGCUACAACCUAAGCACCAUGCAGUAUCCCAGCCAGCCGUUCCAGCCUGUUGUGCUGGCCAACUGACCAUCUACCUGCCCACGGGCCUCGAGCAUCCAGGACAACAGAAAAGAGAAAGGAAAGGAAAGGCCAAAAAAAAGAGGACAAGAAAAAUAUACAAAAAGAUUUUUAGUCUUCUCACUCUCACUUCUAGAAAAAAGAUCCUGCCCAGGCAUGGAGUGGGAGGGGCUCCCGAAGCACCGUGUUUAACUUUACCCUCCCAGGUUUCCUGCCUGCCUCUUGAUUUAUUUGGUUGAUUUGGGUUUUAUAUUUCUUUUUUCUUUUUUUUUAAACAUAAGUUUUCUAUAUAACAUCUUUAAUUAGUGGCUUCUUGUGCUAAGAAUGGUCCAGAUGUGAAUCGCUGCUCCCUGCUCCCUCCCUCCUGCACACGCCUGGUUCAGGAUUGGUGUGUCCAAGCUCACAGGGAAGGAACAGCCGCAGCUGGGGCUUGACCCUCCGCAGAACAGGGAGAGGCUGCCCUGUGUCACUGCCCCAUCACGCAAACAUCCUCUCACUCAAAGCCAUCCAACCUCAGCAGGCCUUCUCGGGCCCUGCCACCUAAAUAGGGUUACGUCUGACCCCAGCCCCAACUGUCUCUCAGGCCUGGGCCAUGGGAGCUGCCAGCUGGCCACUCAGCGCCCUCCCCUUAGAGCUGAUGUCUGUGACUCCAGGGAGGGAAGCACUCUGUUUAGUGGAAUUCCUUCAUCUCUGUCUUGUGGCCCCAUGCCACCACCCCCGCCUUUCCUAAACUUAUCACUGAGGCCCAGGAGACCCAGCCACUGAUGCACGUGGGCGCUCAUGUAGCCCCUUCUUCCCUAGGCCAGAGGCAGUGCGGGCAUGGGUGUGCAUGCCCACAGGUACAUGGUUUGCGGUCCUGUUUAAUGAGGCUGCUGAGCCAUGUCAAACUCUCCCUGUGUAUGUGAUUCCAGGUUGCAGCAAGUGCUUAUUUAUGUAUGAGGUCGGGGAAAUAGGCUGGGGGUGGGUGGUCAGUCCUUCAGUAGGUGAUUCAUGUGGUAGGUGAGACUGGCUGAGGCUGACACACUCCCAGGGAAAGCCCUGCAGAACGAGCUGCAGAGUUCCAGACUGUGGAGGAAUCUGCACUUUCGUUUGUGACCAAAAAAACUGAAAAGGGUUAGCUAGGAGGGGCUGAGGGAAUACCCACCCUCUGCUGCCUAACAGGGAUCCUUGGACUCAGACCCUCCUGCUGUGUGACCUUAGCCCAAGAAGGGAGCUGCUCACCUGAGCAGCCUGGGGGUGGGAGUUUGGGUCAGUGCCUGUAGUGGGCAGUCCUGAGCCUUGAAUUGACUCUGCUGUCCUUUGUUGUAGAUGUUUUAGUACGUUUCUUCCCCUGCCUGCUUGAGAACUUCUUGGUACCUCUUCCCAUCCCCUCUCACUGUGCAACCCAACCCCCUACUGGGCCUUGGUGCUGUGAGGAGUGGUCUCCCCGGCAGGCCAGGCUAGGCAGGCGUGCGUCCGUCACAAGUGGUGUAUUCAGAUUCUAGAGAGCACUGGCUUCCCUCCUUUUCCAGAAGAGGCUGUUGCUCCGACCCAACCCUGGUAGGCCAGCUUCCAUGCCAGGAUGCUGUGGCAAGUGGGCACAUGGCAUCAGGCUCCCAUCACCAGUGCGUACCAAAGCCCUUGGCUCCCCACCCCACCCCACACUUCCCAGUGACCCCAAGUGGGCAACUGCUGUGGCAGUGGGUCCAGCCCAGACAGACACUGCUAGAUUCCUCUCCCUGCGGUGGGCACCAGCCCUACCUCCCCAAGCGGGGCAAAGCCCGGUUCCUCCACCCAGCUCCAGCUGUUCCCCUAGACUUCUCAGGGGCCAACCCUGGCUGGGCCAACCUCCCCCUGGCCCUGAGCUCCCGCCAGGUGACAGGCCUGAGAUUGCUGCUCUCUGAGAAAGGUUGGAUGCUGCCUGUGCCCCUUCCAGCCCCUUCCCCCAACACUCAACACACAAGCACCCAUCAUACUCUGGUCAGCUUGUUUCUCACCAUAUACAGGGAGGGGGGAGACCAACCCCGUAGUGUCUUUUGAAAUACGAAGAAAAAUGUGUUCAGGAACAUGACUCCAGAGCUGGGCUCUUGGGCCCAGUUCAGUCUGUCUUGUCUCAAAUCUAGGCAUUUUUGCUUCAAUUUUAUUUUUUUUAAGAAAACGAAAACAAAAAUCUGCACUAAUUUACCUGGUUUCGUAGGAAAACUUUUUUUUUAUUUUUUACAUUUUUUGUGUCUGUUUGUAUUGAAUAAUUUGCUACAUUUGUAAAAUGUAAGAGGUAUAUAUAAUAUAUGUAUAUUUCUAACGUAAAAAAAUGUAAUUUUUUUCUUUCAAGAUUUUUUCUUAAAAAGAGGAGAGAAAGAUAUUUUUUCAGGAAAAACAAACUUUGAAAUAAAAAAAAAGAGGAGAAUAAAACCUAUUUCUCCCCUUUCCCUAUCCUCUCUCUGUCUACCCCUUUUUCCCAGGAACAAAUCAAAAGGUGGAUUGUCUUGUUAAGAAUGUAAACUUUUAGUUCAGAAUGAUGUAUUUUUUCUCAAUGCAGUGAGCUAUAGAUUCUCUACUUUGAACCCUAGAGAUGGAAAGGGGGGCAUUGAGGUAAGGCGGACAGGAGCUUGGGGGAGCAGGGUAAUGAACUUGGUUUCUUUAGUGAAGGAGGAAUACAAUCAAGCAUUUUGUAUUCAGAACGUUGUGCAAUAUUUUGGAAUGGGACAUUGGUGUGUUUAGAGAUUUAGUUUAAAAACAAAACAAAAAGGUUGAUCAAAUCUGUACAGUUUAUAUUGUUCCAGAUUUUUUUAAGUUUGUAUUAAAAGCAUGACAUAUAAUAGC
Messenger RNA from Manis pentadactyla (Chinese pangolin), 4418 nucleotides. It is a transcript of the gene TOB2, whose product is annotated as transducer of ERBB2, 2. Gene Ontology annotation, molecular function: transcription corepressor activity. The transcript is spliced from 2 exons. Gene Ontology annotation, cellular component: nucleus; cytoplasm. Bases 588 to 1625 code for a protein of 345 amino acids. Gene Ontology annotation, biological process: regulation of gene expression. Lineage: Eukaryota; Metazoa; Chordata; Mammalia; Pholidota; Manidae. The record is from RefSeq and is a predicted model, not a curated record.